This is a messenger RNA of Exophiala spinifera, 2166 nucleotides long. RefSeq lists its product as uncharacterized. Bases 1 to 2166 code for a protein of 721 amino acids. Gene Ontology annotation, molecular function: transmembrane protein transporter activity; RNA binding. NCBI's taxonomy places the organism in Eukaryota, Fungi, Ascomycota, Eurotiomycetes, Chaetothyriales, Herpotrichiellaceae. The transcript has 2 exons. The record is from RefSeq and is a predicted model, not a curated record. Gene Ontology annotation, biological process: post-translational protein targeting to endoplasmic reticulum membrane; SRP-dependent cotranslational protein targeting to membrane. Gene Ontology annotation, cellular component: Sec62/Sec63 complex.
AUGGCCUCCUCCGACUAUAACUACGAUGACCAGGGCCAGUUCUUCCCUUUCUUCAUGCUGACAAUGGCCGGCAUUGUCACUCUUCCUCUCACCUAUAAUGUCUUCAAAGCCUCCACAGAUCUCGAGCAGACCGCUGCGCAUGUGAAGUCAGACUUCAAGCCGAAAGAUGGAGAUUUAAUAGACGAACAGAGAAGAAAGCGGAAAAGAAGAAAUCGCAAGACGAAGCGCAUCAUUGCGAUGGUGUCGGGGUAUGCAUUCAUGGCGUACAUGACCUAUCUCAUUGUGAUCACCCAGAGAACCGUGCCACAAAUCUGGGAUCCAUAUGACAUUCUCGGUGUCAAGAGAAGUGCUUCGGAGAAGGAGAUAGACCGCUUCUACAAACGAUUGGCCAUCAAAUAUCACCCCGAUAAAGCGAAGCCAGACCCUGCGAAGAAUGAAACCAUCGAGACCAUCAACGAUCGAUGGGUGGAAAUGACCAAAGCAUACAAAGCUUUGACCGACGAAGAGAUACGGAACAAUUAUCUUCAGUACGGCAACCCGGACGGGCGACAAUCUACAAGCAUCGGUAUUGCUUUGCCGAAAUGGAUGGUAGAGGAAGGAAACAGAUAUUUCGUGGUCGCAUUCUAUGGCAUCCUGCUUGGAAUCAUCCUUCCUUACACCCUGGCGAAAUGGUGGUAUGGCACGCAAGCACUGACGAAGGAUAAGGUUCUUCAUGCCAGUUCUGGGAAUCUCUUUCGAGAAUGGAAAGAAGACAUCUCAGAAGGUGGGGUUGUGGCAGCAACUAGUGCCGGAGAGGAGUUCAAAGAGACACUGAAGGGCGCACGGAGUGACGCGGGAGCAGCAAAGGUCGAGAGCAAGGUACUCAAAAGCUCGAUGCUCAGCGAUGCAGACAAGGCUCGUCUGAAGUCUAUCGAAGACCCUGUGCGACGGAAGACGCUAGCCUUGCUUUGGGCAUACCUUGCUCGCAUCGACCUUGAAGAUGCGGAGUUGGAGCGAGAGAAGUAUGCGGUUGCACCAACUGCGUUCCUCUUGAACAACUCCUUCGCAUCAGUCACUUUGCCCUUCCAGGUCGUCAAGCCUCUUCUCUCUGCAUACCACACCUCACAAAGCAUCAUCCAAGCAGUGCCCCCCAACGCUUCACCUCUCCUACAACUCCCCAACUUUACGCCAGAACUGGCCGACAAAAUCACCGGGACCUCAAAAGAGCCCGUAACUCUUCAAAAGUUCAUGUCUUUUCCACCGUCCACUCGAAGGAGCCUAUGCUCCAGUCUCUCCGAAACACAAUACAAUCAAGCCAUGCAAGUGGCAUCUCAAAUUCCCCAUGUACAAGUCGAAAAGGCAUUCUUCAAAGUCGUUGGCGAACGAGUGGUUACGCCGGGAUCACUCGUCCAGCUGGUGGUGAAGGCGCGUGUUAUCCCUCCAGGGGCGAAAGACGUGCCACCCAUUGAUCCUCUCGACCUCGAGGACAUUGACCCUGAAGAGGGUGAUUUGGACGCACUACACGGCCGCAAACCGGCUAAGUCGAAACGCCGCAAGACGAUUGACGGAAAAGUCAUCGAAGACGAGUCGACCCCCGGUUCCGUACAGCCACCACUCGCGCACGCCCCAUACUUUGCAGCAGACCAUGCGCCGAGAUGGCAUAUUUUCCUGGCCGAAGCGAGAAGUGGGCGGAUCUCGGUUCCACCCUUUACGUUUACUGCAUUCGACAAGCCGAUCUUCAACGAAGACGGCACACCGACGUUUAACAUGUUAACGUUGAAGUGUCCCUUCCAAGCACCCCCUCAAGUUCAUGCGUUUCCAUUCGUUCUGCAUCUUGUGUGCGACAGCUAUAUCGGACUGGACUCGAAGUUGGAUGUUAUUCUUGAUGUUCGAAAUCCAAGCGAGGCGAACCAAGUCGACAGUGACGAUGAAAUCAGUGAGCCUGAUGAAGAUACGAUAGCAGGACAACUCCAAGCGAUGAAGUCAGGAGGUCUCUCUGGUGCUACAACCGGGUCUACGACAACGAAACGGAAGAAGAAGACGACGGCAAGUCAAGUUGACGUGCCUGUCGUAGGGUCUGGCAAUGCGGGUGCCGAAAGUGACGACGACGACGAGAGUGAUACCGAGGGCGAUGAGAGUGAUGAUACUUCGGAGACGGAUACUGAGACUGAAGAUGAGGAGUCGUAA